CCCUCCUCUUGGAUCAGUUAUCGAACGCCAUGGUUUCGAGCUAAGAGAACGGAGACACUAAAAAGCGGACAAUCGUAUCUUGUUCAAGUGGGAAUUUGUUGAAAUCGUCCCUUGUUUUUUGGCAAAAUUACCCGGAGAUUUUCAAAUUAGAGAAAAAAGAGCGCGCGGAACUUCAUUUAUGUUCACCGAAUCUUGUGCCAGUUGUGCUUCGGACUCGUUUCCCAACCGUUGUUGAGAGUUUUCACCGGAAAAUGUGACUGACUUGUGUUGGGUUCAGUUGUUUUUGUUUUUGCUCCUUUUUGGUUGCAUAUGGACUUUAAGUGUACGUUUCGACCAAGUGUGGAUUAUUGAAAGCGAUUUAACCCCGAGGUUCUACAACCGCUCUACAAUAUCGCAUCCCUUCGCUCCGGGGUGGCCAUUCGCCAUGCUCGGCAGCCCCGCUGGGCCGGGGGGAGCCCCCCAAAGGGGGCUUUGGCCCCUGGCCCCGGCACAAACUCCAUCAGCAACGAGUUUUUCCACUGACGGACUGAGUAAAUAUGGCUUGUAUUCACUCUUCCCCGGAACAGCGGCCUUUGGAAGCGCGCUUUACUCGCAUGCAAGCACGAUCGGACGUUUCGCCUCCGGCCACAUACAGCAAUCAUCAGGGAACACCUUUCAUGCGGCGCACAAAGUUUCAGAUUCUUUGUUCUCCGCUACUGGUUACACUUUCGGGGCAUCAACGCCGCCCCCAGGUUCUCCAUACUCCCCCAUACCGGUCGCCCAGCUGGAGUUGCUCACAAAGGGAUACUCGAACAACAUCAUAAUUCAGCAACAGCCCCCCGACUAUCCGCCAAGCCCGAAAAAGAUCCAUAUAGCGGAGAAACGGUGCGAUGAAAAAUGCUGUUCGAUUCAACAAAAGUCCCAAAAACUAUGCCCCUGUCCAUCGUCGCAAAUGAAGAAGAUUCAAGAGUUGUCGAUCUCAGGAUGUUCCAGAACAAAUCCCAUUGAAUGGGCGGGAGUGAAUGUGAAAAAAGAACCUGGAACGCCAUGCCAAGUGGCCGAAAUUUCGACCAGCGCAUCUCCAGUGGUCAAACUGGAGGUAACUUCUCCAAUCCAGAAGCAUGGAAUGGAGGCGAUGAAUCUUGGAGGAUCGAUGAUUAAUAGCAAUGGAGCCCAAAUUCCCGUUGGAAUAGCUGUAGCAAGACAAAGAGUCCAACAUGAACUGCUGGGGUCUCCUUCCUUACCGCCAGCCGGUCUUCUAGCCACUGUUAAUGCAAGCGGAGCUCAAAUUAAGGAAAUUGACAAUGCAGGAACUAUGGCAAGCAUGGCAAGCAUGGCUGCAGGCACGUCAGGGGCGGUACCUGGAGGCGGGGGCCUCCUGCAAUGUGCCGACGAUCGUUCACAAGGAUUGGCGGCGUGGCAAGUGGGCGGCAGUCACAAUCAAACCUUGACCACCCCCACAUUGUGGCAAUAUCCUGCGCCGGUUCCGAUGGAACCAAUGGUUCCACUUCCGGUACCCACAAUACCCCCGGUGGGGUUUCAACUAGUACGCGAUGCCAGUACUGGCGGGCUGCUUUUCUUGCCCACAACUACCGGAAUAGAGCCUCUCCAGCAAGCGGUGGUUUGGCCCAGUUAUCAUCAACCCUCUUCAGUGUUGCUGCCGUCUCUUUCGUCUAUGCAACCGCCACCUCUUCAGUUGCUCAGUUCAGCAUCGUCAGACUAUCUGGCAAGCAGUACCACUUUGCAUCAGCACACGCAAACGCAUAGCACCAGAUUGGUUGCAGUGACGACCGAUUCAAAGCGCAAACUUCCUCUACCUCUACCAACCACUGCCUUGAUCAAAAUCGAAGCCGACGGAUCGAUGGAUCAAACCAAGCUUCAAACCGUCAGCACUAUCGCUAAUAAUGCGGGUACUGUUUUCACCGAUCAAACGGUACCUUCGCUGGUGACAACCCAUGUGAUAUAUCAGCACCCUACAAACCUCAUCGUUUCUCAGAACCCCAUCCUUAGCACUGAGGCGGCAAGCUGCCGCUCCCAAGCCACUUCCCCGGUAAUUUCUUCGGAGUCGGUCCAACUUCAAGACGAAGAACACUUGAGCUCCUCGACUGUGCAGGACGCCAGCAACCAAACGGAUAGUCCAAUCUGCAGUGAGGACGACAACACCACGCAUGCCCUAUCAGACGUGAUUGGCGAGGAAAAAACGAAAUACACAUCCGAAGUGGUCGAACCAACACCAGAAGAACCACCAAGCGGACCUUUCGAACCGAACCGGGACGAAGAAAUGAUCGCCAGAAAGCUGACAGAAGGGGCAAACUUCCCCAGUGCAGCCCACGAAGAAGCCACUGGCGAUAAACUGGCCCAGCAGCCCGAUCUAAGUGGGCUGGAGUUGCUCUCCAACAGCAUUGUGGAGUUUGAAAGGACCAUCCAAAGUUCCGAAGAAACCCAAGAAGCUUCACCAGUCACCGCCGUAGAAGCGCCUGCUCCAACGGAAUCUUCCAGCCAAGUUGCCCUGGAUGACGCUCUUGGAGGCUUGGAAAUACUGUGCGCCUUGGCAGAACAGAGAAUCCGGGAGGAGAACAUAGAAAAGCCUUCAAGGAAGCACAAGCGCAAUCGAUCGAGAGAGAGGCAUCGAGAGCGUAAGCGCGAAAAGCGCAAGUCUCGCAAGCACUCCGCGGAUGAGCCGAAGAAAAAGAAACUUAAGGGCGGCAAGCACCGCUCUAGAGCUGAGAGGCACAAAGAGCGCGAACUCAGACGCCUGGAAAAGCGGCACUUUUCAGAAAGACUAGAGAUAGAAGCUGAGGCAUCGCAAAUGGGACAGUGUGCUUGCCAAUACAAGAACUACAAAACACCGGAAUCGGAGCUUGAAGUCAAAAGAUUCCUGGAGAGCAAAACGCGACCAUCUUAUUGCUGUAAAGGUGACUGGAACUGCAUGAAUUCCAUAGAGAUGGAGAUGCGGCUAAAGCUUGCGGAACUCCAGCGGGAGUAUCAGGAGAAGCGGAAGGAGCUGAGCAAGCUGAAGCCGAAAAAGCACUCCCACCGCUCCGAUUGUCUCAAGAGGAAAUCUAGAAAAAAGUCAGUCCAAUCCGAGCGAAGCACUUCGCCUGCAUCCAAAGACAAUGAAACCCCUGUACCGGAAAUAAAAGCUGAACUGUUGUUAAAACCCUCAAAACUAGGGGAGGUCCACAAGCGGCGACAUUCGCCUCCGGACUCUUCGACGGAAAACCACUCCUCCUCUAAGAAGAGGAAAGUGGGGCGCCCCAAGAGACUGAUGUCGACGAAUGAAAUACUGGGAACCGAAACAAUCGUGGCGAAGAAACUGAAAAGCAACUUCGUAGGACGCUUGUUGGCGGCUAAAGAGAAACUCACUCAACAAAGCGACGAGAAGUCGGCAGAUGCCACUCCGCCCAGGUAUGUGGAGGAACCGUACACGCACAAACUGAAAAAAGUGAAAAUCAACACUCCCGUUACGGAGGAAGCGAAGUCAUCCAAAAUGCGACCAACUCUCAAAGCAGAAGCCACAGUCAAAGUGAACGACGAUGACUCUCACUCAAUUGAAGACGAAGAUGAGUCGUUUGAAGACGACGCUAUUUUAGAUGAAAGUUUCGGAGAAUCAGUGCUGGGCGCUGAAGAUUCGGAAGUGCGCGAGACGAAUAACAACGAGAAAAAAGUUGAAGCCUCAAGUGGUGAGCGGGUUUCGAACCGAUGCACUUUAACGGACUCUCAUUUGGAAAUCGACAAAUUGAGAGUGUUAACUGCGAUGGGAGGAUUGUUCUACGCCGGCCAUCUGAACGCAAUCGAGCCACCUGAUGUUUACUCCAUCACCCUGGAUGGCGAGAGAGGAAACCGACCUCACAUUAUGUCAAGGGAGGAAAUCUUGCGGGAUGCGAUUGUAGAAAUAUCACCGAAAAGUACCGCAGAAUUAACGGCGGGCACUAGAUUGUGCGCCUACUGGAGCCAGCAAUACCGAUGCCUUUAUCCAGGAAGCGCUGCUGAGCCGGGCACUCCAGACCCACAACUGGACGCAAAAUUUGUUUCAGUCGAAUUUGACGACGGCGACAGCGGCAGAAUCGCCCUCCAAGACAUUCGACUGUUGCCUCCCAACUAUCCUGUCAUGGAAUACGACCCCAAUCCGCUUCUGAGCCUCUCCAGGCGGAAACGCAGAAUGUCAUCCAGCGUCUCGACGGAAGAAAAGCAGUCAUCCGAACCCCCCGUUGAAGAUGAAGCACAAACUGUCCUGUCUACCACUUCAAAAGAGCGUACGUCAUCUGAAAGCGAUCACCACAAGCAAAAGAAACGACUGAAGAAGAAAAAGAAGAAGAAGAAACACGAAUGCGCGGAGGAGGUGUGCACGCAUAAAAAGCAUAAAAAGCACAAGAAGCGCCGGAAACACCAUGGCGAACUCGACGAUGAGAUGCGAGCAUCUCAGCCAUUGGCCGAGCGAUCAAUGAUCUGCACAAUCAUUCAAGACGUGCGCCCCAAUAAUGAGGAAGAAGAAGAACAAGAGGAUCAGGACGAAGACGAGGAUCAGAAAGAGCAAGAGGAUCAGGACGAUCCAGAGCAUGAGGAGGAUCCAGGAAACGAGGAAGAACCAAAGGAUCAGGAAGAGCCAGAAAAUGAGGAAGAGCAAGAAGAACAAGAGGAACAGGAGGAGGAGGAAGCGCAAGACGCGGAAGAAGCGGAUGAGGAGCACGAGAGGGAGCCGCAACAGGACCAGGUAAUGAGGGAAAACGACUCACUAAGCUCACCAAUGGAGGAAAUAAUUGAAAAUGAUCAGUUCAUGGCGUCGGCAAUCUAUGCUGAGACGUCCAAUAUCAAAGGCUCGCCGUUGAUCGAAGCCGAUACCUCCAAGGACGAUAUUGAGGAAAAAAGUUCAUCGGAUUCAGAUUCGAAUUCGCCACGAGAACGGCAACCAUCCUGCGAAAGCAGAAGCAAAAUGAAUGCAUUUCUGCCUGCAGUUCAGCUCUGGCAUUGGUCCGGCAACUGUUACAAAACUUCCCGAGCAAAAGGGAAAGCGAAGAAGCAGUUCUACAAAUCCAUUCAGAGAAAGAAGGAAUCUAUAUCGGUUGGUGAUGCAGCAGUGUUCUUAUCCACUAGCAAGCCGGAUCGACCUUUUAUUGGUAAAAUCGAAUCGAUGUUCGAAUCGAGUGGAUCAAUGGUAGUCAGAGUCAAAUGGUAUUACCAUCCUGAGGAAACUAUAGGAGGUCCUACCAACCUGAAAUAUCCCGGUGCUCUAUUCGAGUCGAAUCACUUCGAUGAAAAUGAGGUCCAAACGAUAUCGCACAAAUGUGAUGUUGUUUCGUUGGCGGAAUUCAAAGAACGAAUUGGGGAUGAUGAAAGCGCAUAUGAGAGCGUCUAUGAAAACAACGAACUGUAUUACUUGGCAGGAUUUUAUCAGGCCUCUCAUCGAACGAUAGUGAUGAAUCGGGACAUACCAUUCACCAAUUGAUUUCGGUGUGGACUCUUGCUUUCUCACUUCAAGCGUGUGUAGAUACUUGUAUUACUUUAGAAUAGUAUGGACGGUGAAAUGCUGCCAUCUUUCGCAGGUGAGAAUUUUAUUCAAUUCCAUUCUGGCUAAUACUGGCAGCAUUAAAUGCCAUCGCGUACUAAACAAUCGUCGAAAUGAGCAAUACUAGUCGAUAGGUUGAUGUUUGAAGUACUAGUGAUGAUUUGGUGCUAUUUGUUCUUUGCGAACAGAAUGUAUUUGGACAGUUGCUGAGACCUUGCGAGGGCAAUGAAUGCAGAGAUAGUAAGUUUGCACUCUUUUGUUGUAUAUUUGAUUUUGGUCGGUUGUGUAGAAAUGAACAGUACAGUUUCCAGGAAAAUGUGGCUUUAUGAGAACCAAAUUUUGUCAAAUUUUGCUGGAAAUCACACUAAUACAAUUCAUUGUAUUAAUUCUAUUGGUACCAGUGGGGAUUUUCUUGUCAAAUUUCCUCUCAAUACAAUUCAAUAAACGUGUAAUUGUAUUGGACCCAGUGGAAAUUUUGUUGUAAAAUUUAUAUUAUACCUCUACAGGCGCUGUAAAUACAUAGAUUCUAAUAUUGUUAGUUACAUAUGUGUUUCGAAUACAUAUUGUCACACAAACUGAAAUAUAUAUAAAUAUAGAUAUAUAUUUUCAUAUUAGGGCCAAUAGCAAGGUCAUUUUGGUCUACUUUACUCGAUAUAAGGUACCUCGAAGCAAAAAUUAAUAACUAUUUCUAAAAUAUUUCACAAUCACCCAAUUAUGAAACGUUUGGACUGUAUCAAUGGUGCCUAAUUUUACUGUAUUUAUGACCUAAUGACUGUGAACUAUUGGACUAGGAUUAAGUGGAGAUCACCCUGUACGUUCACGGUAUAGUCAACAUUGAGCGUACAGAGUAGUUGAAAAUGCCAACGUUUAUUGAUCUUUUCUGAUGCCGAAUACAUACGUGUUUUACAUAUUACUACCCAGCCAAAGUGUCCAUUUAAAUGCUUUCACUCAACUCAUUUAAGCUUCCAUUCCAAACCGGAUAUUAACAGACAAUUCACAGAUCAAUAAAUGUUGGUAAACGUUAUAUUGAAAAAAAUCCGAUGACAAAAUGUUGGAAAAGUGAGACAUAUCUUUAAGGGGAAACAUAAAGGACUGCGAGACUGUGACUAAGAUAGUGAUAAGGCGAUUUUUGUCUUUCGGAUUUUGGAACUUGUAAAAAACCUACUAGUAAGUGUUGUGUCGUGCAAUGUAUUCGAUAAGAAAAUGUAGAAAAUCAAAAAGUAACUAUAGAUUUACAGAUUACUUCAGAGUAUUAUUUUAUUGACAUGUUUUCGUAAUAUAAACUAGAUCGUAGACUAGAGGAAAAAAAACAAAAAUACUUGACUGUCUUGAUAUUGUUGUAUGAUUAAAAAAAUAAGCGUAUACGAUUAUUUGUUAUAAUUGAGAAGAAGCUGUCUUUUUGCGUUAAAUGUUUUUUGUAAUUAGCGGUGCUUUUACAGUUGACUCUAUUUUAGGAGUUGAGAAAUAUAAUUUUGGCAAUGCCUGCUUAACUAUUCAUAUGUGAACAUGCAAUAGUUAAAACAGACAUCGGCUAAGUUCAUGUACGUAUUCAUAAUAUAAGUGAACUGCUGUUUGUUAACUUUUCCGCUCCCCAUCUGAAUAGUUCGCUAAUUUUAAUAUACUUGCGUAGCAUCUACGUCCAAAUAUUUUCUAGUACCCCGUUUGGUUUACUUUUGUAUUAUUUAAGUGUUACAAAUCAUUGAAAACAGUAUUCACUAUAAAUAAAUAAAUAAAUAAAUAAAUCUCUAUUUUGCCUCUUGAGCAAUCUGGUCCCAUUCAAAGAUCAGUAUUUUAUAGGAACACAAGCCAAGGUAGUUUGAUAUAAAGAUGAAAAUCCCAUAUGUAAAUACUUUUAGCUUGUAUAUAAUUAAUUGCUUUGCUCUCUUUUAUUUUAUUAAAUAUUCAGUCGAA
Dendroctonus ponderosae (mountain pine beetle) is the source of this 7396-nucleotide messenger RNA. Its product is annotated as protein winged eye. Gene Ontology annotation, molecular function: chromatin binding. The coding region runs from base 425 to 5425 and encodes 1666 amino acids. The record is from RefSeq and is a predicted model, not a curated record. The transcript has 14 exons. NCBI's taxonomy places the organism in Eukaryota, Metazoa, Arthropoda, Insecta, Coleoptera, Curculionidae.